AUGAAGGCAGCUCAGGACCGUCAGAAGAGUUACGCAGAUAGACGACGCUGGGAUUUGGAGUUUGAUGUGGGUGAUCAUGUGUUUCUUCGAGUCAUGCCGAUGAGGGGUGGUCAUCGCUUUGGAGUAUCUGGCAAGUUGAGUCUUUGUUAUGUGGGACCGUUCGAGUAUGUGGCGGAUCCCGGGCAUGUUAUUGACUAUAACCCGCUCGUGGUGCAAGAGGACAUGUCAUACACCGAGUUGCCUGCCAGUAUCGUGGAUCGGAAAGAGAAAGUGCUCCGCAACCACACGAUUCCCUAUGUAAAGGUCCAGUGGCAGUGA
Molecule: messenger RNA, 318 nt
Organism: Diospyros lotus (date-plum)
Lineage: Eukaryota; Viridiplantae; Streptophyta; Magnoliopsida; Ericales; Ebenaceae
Exons: 2
Coding region: 1-318 (105 amino acids)
Source: RefSeq, a predicted model, not a curated record